This is a messenger RNA of Aspergillus pseudotamarii, 435 nucleotides long. RefSeq lists its product as uncharacterized. The coding region runs from base 1 to 435 and encodes 144 amino acids. The record is from RefSeq and is a predicted model, not a curated record. The transcript has a single exon. Lineage: Eukaryota; Fungi; Ascomycota; Eurotiomycetes; Eurotiales; Aspergillaceae.
AUGACUGAUACGAAAGAUUACUGGACCCAAGAUGCACCUUUUUAUGCUCAUUGGACAUUUCAACGCAGCUCAGAUGGGGUCACGGGCAAAUGGUUUCGAUUUCUCGUGACAGCUGCCUCACGCGAGGACGCAAAGACCUUCUUCCGAGGUGUGGAAAAGUACGCUAAGACCAAGGACGCCAACAUAGUUUCCGUGAAGGCCGUCAAUCUGGCGUGGUGGACCUACGACAUCAGCGGCGGUGACGGCUGGAAUAUUAUGCGUCUUGUCCAAAAUAUUGAUCAAAUGAAGGCAUCUCAGUACGGGGAUAUUGAUGAAUUACGAGACAGCCGGGGCAAGAUUCUUGUUUCGAUAUUGAACGAUGCGGAUGGCGGUAGCAGGUCCUGGCCAAUACUUCCUGCUCAAAAUGUGUCUCUCCAUGACUAUCAACAUGGCUAA